Messenger RNA from Papilio polytes (common Mormon), 2483 nucleotides. Its product is annotated as leucine-rich repeat-containing protein 24-like. The record is from RefSeq and is a predicted model, not a curated record. Lineage: Eukaryota; Metazoa; Arthropoda; Insecta; Lepidoptera; Papilionidae. Gene Ontology annotation, molecular function: protein binding. The coding region runs from base 177 to 1910 and encodes 577 amino acids. The transcript is spliced from 2 exons.
CGAGAACACGCGCCGGCCGUCGCGCGACUGCGACCGGUCGAGCGAUCGAUCCUGUGAUAAAUCCGACGUUUACUGGAUUUAUCGCACGACUGCGUUGAAACGAUUUGUGGUUGCGGUGAAAGUGUGGAGUAGGAUUUUUAUUGUUUCGAAGUAAAUGAUAUCGAUGCCGAUAUGAAAUGAAAAUUCAAGAAGAUAUCAGACCUUUUUGGUUGAUCAUAUUCUUUCUAAAUCAGUCAGAAUGUGAUUGGCUUAAUUGUGGUAAUAUUGAAAAAUGUCACUGCAAAUGGUCAUCGGGGAAGAAGACCGCCGUCUGCUCUUCAGCAAAACUAACAAGUAUACCACGACUGUCUGCAGAUAUACAAGUUUUGGACUUACACGAGAAUAUUUUACAAGAAAUAAAUAGAGACACAUUUACUGAUAUAGACUUGUUAAAUCUACAAAGAUUGAAUUUAAGUGAUACCAAAUUAAAAAGAAUCCACAACAACGCAUUUAGAGAAUUAAGAAUUUUAAUAGAGUUGGAUCUCUCUCAUAAUCGACUUCAUCAUUUGUCACUUGAAGUAUUCGAUGGAAUUGAUCGCUUAAGACAUUUAAUACUAAACGAUAAUCCACUUAAAGAAUUCCAUGCUGAACAAUUCCCUAUACUACGUCAUCUGAAGAAACUAGAAAUAUCAAAAUGUCAACUUCAGAAAAUUCACCCCCUAGCAUUUUCAAAUCUGAGAGUACUAGAAACAAUUCAUGUACAUCAGAAUUUACUAUCAUCCAUUCAUCCGAACACCUUCAACUUGCCAUUUUUGAAAACUUUAACAUUGUCUGAUAAUCCUUGGUAUUGUGAUUGUAAAUUACGGGAUUUCCAUGAAUGGUUUCUUAACGCAAAUUUAGGGAAUGAAGAAGUAUUAUGCACUGGACCGAAGAAUUUCGCUAACACAUCAUGGCAAUAUUUAAAACAAAACGAAUUCGUUUGCCCGCCAUUUGCUAUUACUAGUCCCACUGUUUUGAGAGCAGAAGUGGGCGCUGAGAUUGCUUUCGGAUGCUUCGUUACUGGAGAUCCAAUGCCGAAUGUUUCUUGGUAUUUAGGUAACAAAGAAAUACAAGAUUUGAUGACAGAAGAACUCAGAAUUAAAGUCAUCAAACAUGACGUAGAGAAUGAAUAUUCUGAUAUGAUAAAUAAAAGUGCCCAAUGGGUCAAUAUAAGUAUUUCAAAUAUAACGGAUGAAUUCUCAGGAGAAUGGACAUGUCAUGCCAAUAGUUUUGUUGGCGAAGCAAGUGCUAGUUUAUCUUUAUUUUUAUCAACACCACGUACAGCAACCGCACGUUCUGCUCCAGAAUUUCCUAAAUUCAUAUUAGUAAUUAUUUCCAUAUUAAGUCUGACUUUAAUCGGAUUUAUAGCUACUUGUAUUUGUUGGAAAACUAAACGCCGUAGUUUAACUCCGAGUAAAAGUUUCAUAGAUCAGGAAAAGAAAUUACUCGAUUCUUCUUUAGCCAGUUGUGGUCGACAGAGUGUUGAUUUAAGUUCAUCGUAUGGCUUUGAAAUGUUAGACAGGUCAGCGUCUAUCGACAGUACGGACACUCAACGUUGUUUGGAUACUGUUCAAAUUACUUUAGAAACUUCUGGGCAAUUUCCUUCACCGCCGAUAGAGUUUACUUUACCGAGUUCUUUCGCUAAUAUAUUUAUAUCGGUGCAGUUAACCGACAAAGGUGAUGGUAACUCUGAUUUUUUGGGGAAUGAUAGAAACGUGUCUCAUUGUAGACCAUGUUUUUUGGAAUCAUCAAAUGAAAAUACCUGUACUAAAUUUAGAACACCCAGUUGUUCAACUUGGUCUUUUUCAGAAAACAAUGCAACUAGUCGUACAAUGGAAAGGAAUUUAAAAACUUCUUUGUCGUCCUUUUCAAAUGAAUUCACAGCACUUUGAAGUAGUCGUGGAAAAUAUUAUAUUGUACUUCGGAUUGUCAUAUUUCAUUUCACAAUAUGAAAAUUUAUAUUGUACUCUAUAUCGUGUUAAUUAGCUUUAUUCGUUUUGAGUUGAAUUUAUUACUUAGGUUUAUUUACGUGAAUUAAAUAAUAAAACAAUUGACAGUAGCUUUUAUGAAUAGCUGAUAUGAAUGAUGACAUUAACUAAAACUGAAUUUGAUAAAGUAAUAGAAAGUUCAAUUUAUGUCAGUAAUAGUUUUUAACUUCACGCACUUUUUAAACUCUAUUUUAGGUCUAGUAUUACUUAGUAUCUCAUAUCAUUCUAGAAAUUUUCUAUAUCUCUGAUUAUGUUUCGGAAAUCAUUGAAAUCUGUAUUUCUUCACAAUAAUGUUUUCUCGUCAAAUGUUAAUUGUUUUAGUGACAUUUUACUUUUAAAUAGGUGCAAAAUUUUUAUAAGAAACUAAGAUGGAUAGUUCUAGAAAUUAUUGAAGAAGCGUAGUCAUUUGUUUAAAUACUUUCAACCGAUAUUUAUGGCGCUAACUAGUAUUUAAUUAGUAACGUAAUUUUGUAUGUA